UUCACAAAAAAUAAAAAAUGGAUGAUGAAAUCGCAAGGUGGAGACUCCUUCAAUCGGAUUGGUACUCUCCAAGACGACUCCACGACAGUCCCAUUCAAUACGAUUUUCCGGGCGAUCGCUUUAUACCAAACAGAAGUCUGAUGGAUCUUGAUAGAGCCCACGGUUUGCUGACAAACAGGACCACGCAGUUCAACACUGGUUCGAGUUUCAACGAAGCAUAUCGUCAGAAACUGAUUGAGAAUCUGUCUUUAGAUUCUCAAGGGAGACCAUUUAAGAUUAUGGUGUUCAGGGGAAGCCCGAAAUGGAGUCGAAAACCUAUUCGUUUUGUUGAUGAGUUGAGACAAGAAGUUGCAACGAUAUUUGAUAAGGAUUGCAAACGAACUCCAUACAGAUGCAUCCCUAAGGGAGAAAAAAGGGUCUUGGAUGCACCUAGGCUUAGAAAUGACUACUAUGCGAACAUCAUGAGUUGGGGUAACAACAACAUUCUUGCUGUCGCCUUGGGUCCGGAGCUCUACUUAUGGAACUCCGAGGACCAGAGAGUACACAAGUUGUUUCAGGUUCGUGGCGGGAAUGAUUGGCCUACGAGUGUAACAUGGUCUGAGGAUGCUAGAAUUCUAGCCGUUGGAUAUAUGUGCUCCAGUCUCCAGCUCUGGGACGCCGAGUCUUCCAAACUUAUCAGAAACCUUGACGGUCAUAGUGGAAGGAUAGCAUCCACGGCAUGGAACGGUCGCAUUCUAACAUCAGGAAGCCGUGACAAAUCCAUCAUUAAUCAUGAUGUUAGAGCACCAAACAACAUGGCUUCCUGCAUAAAACAGCAUGCUGAUGAGGUGUGUGGCUUGAAAUGGUCAACUGAAGGCAAUAGAUUGGCUAGUGGAGGCAAUGAAAAUCUGUUAUACAUUUGGGAAGGUUCCAAAAUGAGUUCAUCGAAAUUUCUACAUCGACUCAGUGAUCAUUGUGCAGCCGUCAAGGCUCUCGCCUGGUGCCCUUACCAGUACAAUGUUCUUGCCUCUGGGGGAGGCUUGAGUGAUGGUUGUAUUAAGAUAUGGAAUACACAAAAAGGGGUCUGCAUUAGCAGCAUAGAAACCAAAGCACAGAUCUGUGGGUUGGAGUGGAACAGGCAUCACAAGGAGAUACUGAGUGGCCAUGGAUACAGCAUAAGGGAGACUCAAAACAAACUGUGCCUAUGGAAGUACCCUUCAAUGACCAAAGUAGGGGAGCUAGGGAAUCACAAAUCCAGAAUUAUCAAUCUAUGCCAGAGCCCGGAUGGAAUCACAGUGAUAUCCGCGGGGGCAGACGAGACACUUCGAUUUUGGGACGUUUUCGGACCCCCGACCGCUGGGAAUUUAAUGGUUUCAGAUCUUCAAGGUCUUUUGUCUUUCAAGACAUCUCCAUUAAGGUAAUAGCAUGUGAAGCAAUCGUUUACAAC
Molecule: messenger RNA, 1426 nt
Organism: Hibiscus syriacus
Lineage: Eukaryota; Viridiplantae; Streptophyta; Magnoliopsida; Malvales; Malvaceae
Product: cell division cycle 20.2, cofactor of APC complex-like
Exons: 8
Coding region: 18-1400 (460 amino acids)
Biological process (GO): positive regulation of ubiquitin protein ligase activity; positive regulation of anaphase-promoting complex-dependent catabolic process; anaphase-promoting complex-dependent catabolic process
Cellular component (GO): anaphase-promoting complex
Molecular function (GO): protein binding; anaphase-promoting complex binding; ubiquitin ligase activator activity
Source: RefSeq, a predicted model, not a curated record